AUGACUAAAAAACGUCGAGUCACAUAUAGCCUAGAGGAUUUUCGUAAUGCAAUUUCAGCUUAUCGUAGUAAAAGUAUGACGUCUGUUGAUGCUUCGAAAAAAUUUGAUGUCCCAGAAAGUACGAUUCGGAAACACAAAAAUAAUGCAAAGAAUUAUGUUGGGUCAGGUCAUCCAAGUCUCUUAUCUAUUAACCAAGAACAGUACUUAGUGAUUUUAUUAAAAGAACUGGAGUCAAUUGGUAUUCGACUUACAAAGACAACUCUAUCGAAAAUUGCUGGGGAUUUUAUUAGAGCGGUCAAUAAACAAAAUAGUGACAAUAUUAGUGAUCCAAGUCGACAUUGGUUCUUCAAUUUUUUCAAACGGAAUGCUGAUAAAAUAAAAAUGAAGAAAGAAAUAAAAUUAGAAAAAGUUCGUCUUAACGGAUUCACUGAAGAAGUACGAGUCGGUUGGUUUAAUAAAUUGAAAAAUAUUUUUGAUAUCAACAAUCUACAUGUUCGACCAGCUCAAAUAUGGAACUGUGACGAAUCCGGCUUUUCUGACGAAACUCAAUGUGAAUAUGUUUGCGUACCAGCUGAAACAAAAUUUGCUUUUGAACAAAGUGGUGGCUCAGGAAAAGCAUUCACGACGAUACUUUUAUGUACUAGUGCAAGUGGUGAUGUUAUUCCACCUUUUUUUAUCUACGCUGCGAAGGCGGUCAAUUCACUUUGGUGUUCUGGUGGUGCUCCUGGUACAACAUAUAAGUGCUCUGAAUCUGGUUGGAUAUCAGAAGGUUUAUUUACAGAAUGGUUUAAGAGUUGCUUUCUUGAACGAACAAAGCAUAUAGAUCGACCAUUGAUGUUAGUUAUGGAUAGCCAUCCCACUCAUAUUAAUAUUGAUGUUAUCGAAUUGGCUAUAAAGAACAAAGUAAUCCUCCUAUGUUUACCACCACAUAGCACUCACGCGCUUCAACCUCUCGAUGUUGUAACAUUAAGCUCGGCAAAAAAAUUUUGGAAGAAAAUCGUGUCGAAGUAUUUCUCCCGAAGUAAUCGAAAAACAAUAAGAAAAAUCGAUUUUCCAUCUCUUUUGAAAAAUUUAAUGGAAGAAGCAUUUACCAAGAGACAAUGUGUAUCUGGUUUUGCCAGAUGUGGUUUAUGGCCUUUCGACGGUGAUGUAAUGAAAGAGAAGGUGGCAAAGAAAGAUCAUCCGUCGAAAUUUUCAUCGUCUACAUCAAUAAAUGCACUUGAAAAUGUUUCAAACAAUGUUGUGUCAGAAACAAGCGUCCAAACAUCAAUUGAUCCACCACGUAAUAUUAAUGCAUUACAAACAUCAAAGUCUAUCGAUGCAACCCUACAUAUGGACAAUGGAAAUAAUUUAUCUGUAUCGAACAUUGAAUUUUCACAAGAAUCAGAAAAAGUUACACAUCAAGCAGUAACAAAUACAGGCCCUCGAUCGAUGCCUGCUUCAGCAAAAACUAUGGCACUUUAUUCUUUAGAUGAUCCUGUUUCUAUUUUUAACUAUCCAUUAACAACUGCUUCUUCUACCAAAUGGGACGAGAAUACCUGUAGUGUUUGGACAGACACUGAUGGUGUAUGGUCUAGUCGUAUAACUGCUCGAAUCAUUAUGCCAGUGGAAGAUAACGAAGGAUAUGGUCUCAAUUCACCUGACAACAAGCGAACGCUUACGAAUCCAGAUUAUCCAACAAAUAAAUUUCUGAAAUAUAACAAUGGUUUCAAGUCGCUAAAUUCAUCUGAUGAAAUAUAUCAAUUACAUGGUGAACCAAAAAAGACUUUUCAUGAGCUGACAUCUGUUCCAAUUGAAAUACCACCAUUUAGUCCAACAUCUGCUGUCCGUUCAAUUGUCACUAGUUGCUUACAAGAAAUACAACCACCUCCACCAACACCCGUUGUUAACAAACGAGUACGAGCAGAGCGUCGUUAUGGUGAAGAGAUAACAAGUGGUAGUCUUCUUCAAGAAUUGAAAGAUAAAAAAGCAGUUAAAGUAGCUAAAGCCGCUAAGGUGAAGCGACCAAGAGGAGCACCGAAAAAGACCAAAACUUCUACUGAUGCAACUGAUUCUGAUUCUUUACCGCAACUUUUAUGA
Rotaria socialis is the source of this 2079-nucleotide messenger RNA. Lineage: Eukaryota; Metazoa; Rotifera; Eurotatoria; Philodinida; Philodinidae. The record is from the annotation of a GenBank genome assembly.